Molecule: messenger RNA, 1957 nt
Organism: Physella acuta
Lineage: Eukaryota; Metazoa; Mollusca; Gastropoda; Physidae
Product: rho GTPase-activating protein 18-like
Biological process (GO): regulation of small GTPase mediated signal transduction; regulation of actin filament polymerization
Cellular component (GO): cytoplasm
Molecular function (GO): GTPase activator activity
Source: RefSeq, a predicted model, not a curated record
AGCAGCUUAGAUACGCAUACGAUACGGCCUUGCUGUUGGGUAGAAUGAGAUACGUAAAUAUUAUGGUUCCAUUCGUCCGGAUAAGUCCGGCAUCGUGCCGGCAUCUUCUAGCCGGAACGAAUUCUUCAAGCGAUGCAAGCCGAUGUUUAGCCUCUCUACGUGCAUACAGCAACAUAAACCAGUGUCAGGAAACCUGUAAAACUACUCAUCUGGAAAAGCACGUGACGUCUGCUAAAAGCUUGAAGUACUGGAACGGUCUACAGUGCCAGACACGAGGCUUGUUUGGUCAGUGCCGGACAGGAGGUCUCGCAGUUUUAAAACAAGCGCUGAAGCCUGGUGUGUCCAACACAUGCUGGGUACCAUCGGCUGGCUACUGCGAUGUUCCUUCAUCGUACGUCCCGCCCCAAGACGACACAGGCGUGACCUACAUCCAUGACCUUGGCCAACAAGACGCGGCCAUUGUCCAACAGAUAGCCUACCAGGAGCUGAAGGCUCUCCUCGACAAGUUCCGCAUCCCGUACCACAAAAGGAAGGGCAUGAAAGAUCAUAAGUUUCAACAGCUCUACGGCUCCAGUCUAGCCAGUAUUGUGGAGCAUGAUAUCAAAAUGGGGAAAAAGUUCGGCCCAUUCCUGAGUCCAUGUUUCCUUACAGAGAUGAUCCUCUACCUUGACAGCGUUGAGGGCGACGAUGUUCGGGGAGAGAUGUUCAAUCCUUCUGGCGUCGAUACAAAUGCGUUUAAAAAAGACGCCAACGACAACUACUACUCUGGGAGGUUUAGGCUGGACAAGUACGAGCCUCAGGUCAUCGCUGCAGCCCUCGUUAGGUUCCUCAGUGAGUUGCCGGAAAAGAUGACGAGCGUCGACCGUCUGGAGGAGUUCCCUCCGGUAGCCGGUUUGAAGAACAUCCACCGGCUUCAGGUGUUGAACUACAUGUACCUGAUGAUGCGCCGAGAGCACCAAGACACUAUCCAGGCGAUAUGUUAUUUAUGUUACCGGGAACUAAUGACGUGUUACCCGGACCUGUCUGAGCACAAACAAGACGAGGGGGACAGGCCGUCUGUUCAGGUGGCCACGAAGUUGAAGGACGUCCUCCAUACACCCGGCAAGUUCCAGGGGGACGGAGAGGAUCGGCUGAAAAAUUCCAUCCUCAUUGGCCGUCUUUACAUGGACUAUAUGGACAAGCUGUGGACAGUGUCCCCACAGAUUGUCAACCAGGUGCGCUGGCUGUACAUGUCGGGUAAAGCUUCAGUCCAGUCGUCCAAGAAGCCGUGGACUUCUAAAGAUAAGUUUGAUGGUGUUCAGGCGAAGCCAGACGAAAGUGUACGAGGACUGAAAAAAGCUGAGAUCAUAGUGAAGGCGCCUCACCUGCCCAAGAAAGAAGGCCCGGUACAAAUUAACGAGAAGACAACAGCUAUCGACGUCGUCUGCCAUUUUGAAACCAAAGUCAAGAUGAUGAAAGAACUGAGUGACAGCCGUUAUUCCCCCAAGAGCCUGGAGUUCUGCCACAAGAGAUUUAGUUACCUGCAUGAGAAGGGGGGCAACAUAGGUUCCCGUAGAAUCGACCCGUGGGCCAAAGUCCUGGACGUCUACAAGAUAAAUCCCAAAGCCGAGUUCGUUAUCGAGCCACGAUUUGGCCGAUAGACAUUUGUUAGUGGACACAUGUUGGGCAUUUGCUAAUGGACACAUGUUGGACAUUUGCUGCUGGACACAUGUUGGACAUUUGCUAAUGGACACAUGUUGGACAUUUGCUAAUGGACACAUGUUGGACAUUUGCUAAUGGACACAUGUUGGACAUUUGCUAAUGGACACAUGUUGGACAUUUGCUUGUGGACACAUGUUGGACAUUUGCUAAUGGACACAUGUUGGACAUUUGCUUGUGGACACAUGUUGGACAUUUGCUAAUGGACACAUGUUGGACAUUUGCUUGUGGACACAUGUUGGUCAUUUGCUGGUGGACA